This is a messenger RNA of Fibroporia radiculosa, 1473 nucleotides long. RefSeq lists its product as uncharacterized. Gene Ontology annotation, cellular component: alpha DNA polymerase:primase complex. Lineage: Eukaryota; Fungi; Basidiomycota; Agaricomycetes; Polyporales; Fibroporiaceae. The coding region runs from base 1 to 1473 and encodes 490 amino acids. Gene Ontology annotation, biological process: DNA replication, synthesis of primer. The transcript has 8 exons. The record is from RefSeq and is a predicted model, not a curated record.
AUGUUCAAUGCUCGCGAUAGGCCAUCAACCUUGACAGAAACAAGCUCCGCCGAGGUGGAUCUUCACUCAAUACAUCAAUAUCCCCAUCGAUUGAACUUACCUCCAUUGGGAGAUAUUACUAUCGAAGAAUUCGAAACUUGUGCACUUGACCGCCUCCGCCUACUGGCCGAGAUAGAAUCAUCGUUCGCUCGAAACAGGACCUAUGACGAACUCAAGGACCACAUUUUACCUCAAUGCGAAAAAUAUAUCCCACUGAAUAGUACUGCUGCCAAACACGUAGACACGGAUGCACAGCGGAGAAAGGACCACAUCGGACAUUUCAUCUUGAGACUAGCAUUCUGCCGCUCUGAGGAACUUCGGCAGAGAUUUGUUAAGGCUGAGGCUGCACUCUUUCGCGUUCGCUUCGACACUGACAUCAGUGAUGAACGGGAGAGAUUCCUCAACUCUAAGAAAUUUGCUUGGAUACCGGUCUCGCAAGAGGAAGAACGACAGUACGCGGCAGAACUGGCCGUAUUAUCUAUACCCUCAAAAGAGUCUGCUGUGAGAGAAGAAAAAUACUAUAAAGUGAAAUGGACGCGGGUUCCAGAUUUGGUAGAGAAAAGGAGAGUUAUCCUGAAAAGAGGGUUCGCAUACGUGCCCUCCCGCGAGACGUCUAGCAUCGUGUUCCAGGAGUUUCAGUCGUCCCUCACCCAAGCUCUAGAAAUGACGGCAAAAGCUCUCCCUCAACUUGAUGAAGAUACGCGCAUUGUGCCCAUUUUGAAUCAUCUAUCGCAAGGUUUCCUUGCUGGAGUGUCGUCAGAAUGGAGCACUGCGACCUCUGGCAACGGGAACGAAAUCACCGCAGAGAUGGUGGACGAACUAGCGCACAAGCACUUUCCGAUGUGCAUGCGGAAUCUACACGAUAACCUACGAAGAGAUCGACAUUUGAAACAUUUUGGUAGACUUCAAUACGGUCUUUUCCUGAAGGUCCUUGGGCUCUCUAUCGACGAGGCCAUUGCGUUCUGGCGACGGUCGUUCAGCAAUAUACAAGACGAUAAAUUUAACAAAGAAUAUAGGUAUAACAUUCGCCACUCAUAUGGGCUUGAAGGAAAGCGAGCAAACUAUGCGGCAAAGAGCUGUCAGCAAAUCCUCACGGCCGAUCAACCGAGUACAGGCGAUUCACAUGGGUGUCCUUACCGCCACUUCUCGUCAGACAACCUGCAGACGGCACUCCUGUCAAUGUACUCGAGCCAGGGCCUCUCUGCUGCAGACCUUCCGGGAAUUCUACAAAAUGUCAAGAGCGGACAUUACCAUGUCGCAUGCACGCGAGUUUUCGAGAUAACCCAUGGCAGUAAAGGGGUCAAGAAGGGAGAGGGUGUUGGCGCCGGAGAAAGUGUCACACACCCAAACCAAUAUGCUGCCAGAAGCAGAGAACUCGAAAGAGGGAGUGACGGAGUGAAGAGAGAAGAUGACGGAGAUAUCAUAAUGGGUUGA